AUGAAUCACCAAUAUUGGAUAACAAGAAAUGCCAAAAAGCUGCAAAGGAAGUUCAAUGCUAAAGAAGACGAGAAUAUAGUGCAUAGUGAUCUUGAACUAGACUCAAAAAUUGAGCUAUUUAAAUCGAUAAAUGAAUCCACGACCAAUUUAUCAAACAUAGUCGACAAAUAUCGUGAUGCACUCAAUGUCCUGGCAAGUGAGAUGGCAAAUUUGGGUCAGUUCCUUCGUGAUUGUGGGAAAAAUUCAGCAUCCAGUUCAGGUGUUAUGAUGAAUUCAGGGAAAGUUAUAAAUUAUUUGGGACAACAGCAUUUCACAGGCAUGUCAGCACUUACUCGAACAUCCCAGGAACUUAAUACAUUUAAGAGAGCUGUAAAUGACAGUAAAGAGACCAUACAAGCUAUGGAAAAGGAAAGGACUGAAUAUCGUGCAUCGUUAGCUCUUAUGAAAAAUUGUAGUGCUGAUAUCGAUCCAGAUAGUGGACGAGGCUUAGAGAAAUUUCGUACGUCGCAAAAAUAUGUCAAGUAUGCGAAACAAAAAUUCGACAAGUUCUCCUUAGCAUGCUUACAAAAGAUUGACUUGCUGUCGGCUGCUCGUUGCAAUUUAUUUUCGUACUCGCUUGCAGCUUAUCAGAAUAAUUGGAUGUCGUUGUUGUUGAAAAAUCAGGAAGUUUUGGAAGCUCAUAUAAGGAUAAUUGAGAAUGAGCCGAUAAAACACAGUUUUAGUGGUGUUUUAAAGGAAUUAACACAAGAAAUUGCCAGUUCUCAAAAUGUCAAACAGCCAGAAGCGAUAGAAUUGAAUGAUAAUGAUCAACGACUAUUCUUUAGUGAAGAAUUCAGCGAUGGAGUUCAAGCUGAAAAUAAAGUAGAAAAUAAUAAUGAUAAGAAUGGUGUCAAUGAUGCAGCAGAAGUAAAGGCUAAUGAAAAUCACAAGCUUAUUGAUUAUGAAGCAUUUGAUGAGUUUACAAGUUCAUCUAAUAUUCUAUUGCCUUCACAAUUGCUCAUGGAUGACUCGUUAUUUAAUCAAAAUGAAAUAGGCGACUUGCUAGGAUCAUUAAUGCCCUCCUCAGCCAUGCAAUCUAGUGAUUUAAUAGCAUCAAAUCAAGCCACAGCAAGCAACAGCAAAGAAAACACUCCACUUUCGCUCAAUAAGAAUCCAUCGAAAAAGUCGAGUGACAUUAGUAAAUGGUUCCAGUUAUUUUCAGAUCUUGAUCCAUUAAAUCAGCAAAAGGAAGUUAGAGAUGCAAAUGAGAACAUGCAUGCAGCAUAA
Molecule: messenger RNA, 1266 nt
Organism: Chironomus riparius
Lineage: Eukaryota; Metazoa; Arthropoda; Insecta; Diptera; Chironomidae
Source: the annotation of a GenBank genome assembly